ACAGUUCGCCUUCGAGUCGCACCUUGAUGACGUAACGUGUUUCUCUUUGUUUGAGUCCACGAGCGGGCUGCCGUACAAGACACGUGUGUUCUUGUAAGAGACAAACGCGAACAGAAGUGAAGAAGAGAGAGAUAAAAAAAAAAGAAAAACGAAGAGAUAAAGUACGGAGAAGAAGUGUCGGCAUUGUGAAGGUGCAUAAGAAGAAGAGGAAGGUGAGAGCUCGCCUUAAUCAAGGCAGGAAUUGCACGGAGGAGGUCCGUUAACAAAGAUAAAGACCCUCUUUUUAAGUUCACAUGGCCAUGCAGGGAGGUGUUUAGUGGCCUCCAGGACGGAGCUGUCUGCGUGAGAAGGGAAUCUUAGAAGAGCAGACACUCGAGGAGAGGGAAGAGUUUUACACGGAGAAUGGCUUUAGCCAAUGACAAAGACACCAUUGAGAGACUGGAACUCCUUAAACAAGAGGACUGUGAAGAGGCUGCACCAAAGGAUUUGUGGGUGAAGGUGGAGAACUGCGAAGGAGAAGGAAUUUCAGCUCUUAAACAGGAAGAGUGCAAGGUGGAGAUUGUUGAAGUCCAAGUGGAGGAUUUGGAAGAAUUCUCACUUAAUCCUGAACUGGAAAAGCUUGAAAAUGGGAACAUUCCCAAACAAGAAAUUUUUGAAGAGCCUCAUUCCAGUUUACAGCCUUGGGUCUCUAACACAGGACAACAAGGUACCCAGGAGAAUUCUGUGGAACUGAAAUCUGAGUUACUGGAGUAUGAGGAGAAAGUCAAUGGAGGAAAUGGGAGUGACGAGCAGCAGUCAUCAAGGAGUGUCAGACUAAUUAUUUUGCAAAACUUUGUUUUUCCAACCAUGGGUCCGAAGAAAGUGAGUGCGAAGGACAGUGCUGAGAAGAAGAAGCGGAUGAUGUGCAUGGAAGUAAAGAAGGAAAUUAUUGAAAAACAUGACCAAGGUGUGCGCGUAGUCGACUUGGCGAAGCAGUACGAGCGUAGCACUUCUACAAUCUGCACCAUACUGAAGCAGAAGAAGUUGAUAAAGGCUAUAAUGCCAGCCAAGGGCAUUAAAAUAAUUUCUAAACAGCGGACAUCUAUCCAUGAAAAUAUGGAGAAGCUGCUAAUGGUGUGGUUGACGGAGAAGCAGCUCGCAGGAGUUAUCGUGACGGAAGCUAGAAUCUGCGAGAAGGCACGAGCUAUUUACGCUGAUUUGCUGCAGCAGACCCCAGGCACUUCGAUGGAGGAGGCAUCGGGCGAGCCGUUUAAAGCCAGUCGGGGGUGGUUCCAGAAUUUUAAAAAGAGGUCCGGCAUUCACUCCGUUGCCAAGCAUGGUGAGGCAGCGAGUGCGGAUAUAAAGGCAGUUGAGGAUUACCUCAAAACUUUUGCUAGAAUUAUAGCAGCCGAAGGAUACAUCCCCCAGCAAGUCUUCAACUGUGACGAGACAGGACUAUUCUGGAAGAAGAUGCCAAGGAGGACUUAUAUAACGGCAGAGGAGAAGAGGAUGCCAGGCCACAAACCCAUGAAGGAUAGGCUAACCCUCGCACUGUGUGCCAAUGCGAGCGGCGACUGCAAGAUUAAGCCGCUGCUCGUUUAUCAUUCGGAAAACCCCAGAGCCUUUAAGUCCAAUAAGAUUCAGAAAGAAAAACUGCAGGUUAUGUGGAGGGCAAACCCGAGGGCGUGGGUCACCAGGCAGUUCUUUGUGGAGUGGGUGAAUUUGGUCUUUGGUCCUAAUGUUAAGAAAUAUCUCCAGGAAAAUAACCUACCCCUGCGAGCCCUUCUCGUCCUGGACAAUGCGCCUGCUCACCCACCUAACCUCGAAGAUGACAUCCUCGAAGAGUUCAAGUUUAUAAAGGUUCUCUACCUUCCACCCAACACCACCCCUAUCCUGCAGCCCAUGGACCAGCAGGUGAUUUCUAAUUUCAAGAAGCUCUUCACUAAGCACCUGUUCCACCGUUGCUUUGAGGUGACGGAUAGCACAAACCUCACCCUUCGAGAGUUCUGGAAGGACCACUAUAACAUUGUGAUAUGCCUCAGAAUUAUCGAUUUGGCCUGGCAGGGUGUUACAAAGAGGACCUUGACCUCUGCGUGGAAGAAGCUGUGGCCUGAGGUUGUGUCUGAAACAGACUUUGAAAGACUCGAACCCGAAGCGGCAGUGGUGGAGGAGAUUGUAUCCCUUGGCAAGUCCAUGGGCCUGGACAUGGAUGAAGGGGACAUCAACGAACUCAUCGAGGAGCACUCCGAGGAACUGACAACGGAGGAGCUAAAGGAGCUAGAGACGCAGCAGCACAAGGAGGUUUUGCAGGAAAUAAGGGAGGUGGAGGAGGUUAUCUCUACAAGUGAGAUAAAAAAAAUGUUGGGAAUGUGGGAGAAACUUUCGGACUUUAUUCAAAAGAAACACCCAGAAAAAGUUGCAACUGGCCGUGCGAUGGUGCUAUUUAAUGACACUUGCCUAACGCAUUUUAGAAACAUUCUGAAAGGGAGGAUGAAACAGACCUCAUUGGACAGGUGUUUAUCGAAAACCCCUGCAGAUGAAAGUGAGGAAGGCGUGGCGAAAAGGGCAAAAAUCAGCAAAUAAGAUUGAGUUAUUCAGUACAGCCUUCGUCGGCAUCUUC
Molecule: messenger RNA, 2599 nt
Organism: Erpetoichthys calabaricus (reedfish)
Lineage: Eukaryota; Metazoa; Chordata; Cladistia; Polypteriformes; Polypteridae
Product: zinc finger protein 771-like
Exons: 4
Coding region: 403-2562 (719 amino acids)
Biological process (GO): regulation of transcription by RNA polymerase II
Cellular component (GO): nucleus
Molecular function (GO): DNA-binding transcription factor activity, RNA polymerase II-specific; RNA polymerase II cis-regulatory region sequence-specific DNA binding
Source: RefSeq, a predicted model, not a curated record